AUGCCCCGCAACUCUCGACCAGACCAGCGGCGGUCUUUGAACGUAUUUGACCGCAUAUUGGACACCAUAUUACGAGACUCGGGCUCGUCCAACUCGAGGAGAGCCCAGCGCAGAAGGGAAAGAGCACAAAAAGAGCAGCAAACCGACUCGGCUCCGCUCGACGGUGACACCCAAGAGCAAACGAUGACGGACGCUCUUGAAGAACCGGAAGUCACGGAGCGGGAAAACGUUGGUAUGGAAAGCACUGGAGUGGAAUCUGCGGCGUCAGUGGAACAAUCCGAAGCACUGGAAGACACAAGUUCGUCUCUGGAAAGACCGAGUGGAUACAUAGAAAUACCGCAUUCAUCAGGGUCCAGCGGUGCCAGUGCUUACACUGCUCAAGAAACAACCAACGACUCUGAACCUUCGGUUCCAUCAAACUCGCAGCAUGAAUCUGAAUCCCAAGACUCCCAAGAUGCUCCUCCGACAACCCAGUCGAACCCUCCGCACAGACACUUCCAUUUCUUUCCCAUUCCUCGUUCUCUGGACGGAUCCUCCAACGAUGGAGAUUCUAGUGGCACCAUACUCAUCACCGUCAACUAUGUGUUUUCAGACAACAAUAAUCCACAGAACCCUAAUAGACUGGGUUCGUUAGUAAUGACAUUUCCUGACAAUGCGUCCAACAGACAACCCCGAAUCAUGCAAGAACUUGUUAGGUAUGCUACGCUGAUGGCAUACCGAACUAUUGUGAGCGGACUUCAUAAAAAGGUUGGAACAACCGUGGAAAAGUUCAAUUCGUUCCCAAUCAAACAUCAAGACGAGGGAAGCGUAUGCUCCAUUUGUUUCGAAGAAUACGAGAGCGCUAGCGAAGGGGAAGAAAAUAGAGAAGAGGGACAUUGCAAGAGACGUCGUCUCAAUUCACCAGAUCCUUUAUCUGGAGAUGAUGUCAACUACCAGGCUUCGCCAAAUAUCGAUGCUCCACUGCUCCCUCAGUCACCACUGCCACCCGUAGACACCACUGAAGAAACAUCUUCUCGUGCUCCGAAAUACUUGUCCGACGACACCACCGUUUACAAACAUCUUCCUGCGGAGUUGCCCUGUGGCCAUGUUUUCGGUAGAUCGUGUCUUAACGAAUGGCUCAAAACGAAUACCACUUGUCCUUUGUGCAGACAAAAGGUCGAAGAGGACACGGCGCCAGCCACCAUUAGCCCAGCAAACUCACCCAAUGGAGGUACAACUCCAAUAGUGUUUCUCAAUGGAGGGCGUGCUCUUAACUCGUCUUUGGACUCGCUUCAGAACUCUCAAGACAAUACCAAUCCUGGCCGCGAGGGAGGAGUUCUCUCCAAUAUUUUAUCAUAUCUCCGUGGACCACGAGAGUCUUUGUUUCCUCAAGGAGUCUCCAGUAGAAGGACGGAAACAGGCGUGGAGACGACAAGUGAUGUUGUUGACUAUAUGAAUUUGGGAGACCUUACCAGGCAAGCUGAACAGAACCAAAAUGAAGAAAACGAGCAAGAGAAUGAACAAGAGGAGGGACAUACAGAGGAGGGACAUACAGAGGAGAGACAUACGGAGGAGAGACAUGCGGAGGAGUAG
This is a messenger RNA of Meyerozyma guilliermondii ATCC 6260, 1572 nucleotides long. RefSeq names its product ubiquitin-protein ligase. The transcript has a single exon. Bases 1 to 1572 code for a protein of 523 amino acids. Lineage: Eukaryota; Fungi; Ascomycota; Pichiomycetes; Serinales; Debaryomycetaceae. The record is from RefSeq and is a predicted model, not a curated record.